This is a messenger RNA of Exophiala spinifera, 162 nucleotides long. RefSeq lists its product as uncharacterized. The transcript is spliced from 2 exons. NCBI's taxonomy places the organism in Eukaryota, Fungi, Ascomycota, Eurotiomycetes, Chaetothyriales, Herpotrichiellaceae. The coding region runs from base 1 to 162 and encodes 53 amino acids. The record is from RefSeq and is a predicted model, not a curated record.
AUGGGUGACGCUUCUACUGCUGCUUUUGAUGUCCCCAAGGAAUGCUGGGCAGCGGUUGUGAAAGAUGAGGGACCUAAUUUCUACGUCGAGGUUGAAAAGGUCCCCGUGCCCGAAAUCGGCAAGCAAAUGAGAAACCGCCUGCGGCACGGCCAGAAACACUGA